This is a messenger RNA of Cannabis sativa, 1927 nucleotides long. RefSeq names its product transcription factor GTE1. Bases 426 to 1613 code for a protein of 395 amino acids. Lineage: Eukaryota; Viridiplantae; Streptophyta; Magnoliopsida; Rosales; Cannabaceae. The transcript has 8 exons. The record is from RefSeq and is a predicted model, not a curated record. Gene Ontology annotation, molecular function: protein binding.
GUAAAAGCCAUCCCCACAAUUAAAAUGUCAAUCCCUACUAAUAAUCAUUCAAAAUUUUACAUGAAAAUCAUUUAAAUUAUAUUCUUUUCCAAAAAUUUAAUCACCAUUUUUGAAUUUAUUAUUUUUUAUAAUAAUAAAAUAAAAAAUCCAAACAUCCCACAAAUCAAAAGUCAAUUAUUUUCAACUACUUAACAAUAAAAUAAUUGUUAGUUUAAUAAUAAAAAAAUAAAUAAAUAAUAUUAAAUGUAAAGUGAGAGAGAGAGAGAGAGCCCAAUCGAAGUGGUAGCGGUGGUGGUGGUUCUCUGCUCUUCUCAGACGAACCCCAAUCCAAAAUCCCAAUCCCGAUCGGAGACGGUGGCACCCUCUAAUUUCUUCAUUGGACCUUUAGUUUCUGAAUUGAGAGUCGAGACGAGUUCCCAAGAGAAAUGGAACCCAUCAAUUCGGAUGUGGAUGAAUUUAAGAGUUGUGUAGAUGAAAUAUACACAGAGGUUGAUAAGCUUGAGAAAACUGUGAAAGAGGUUGAACAGUUCUAUUCAACUCCAGCUACUACUGCUGCUAAUAAAGGAAGUAGCUCAAUUUUGAAGGAAAAGGAUAGAGACAAACUCUUGUUGAAUACUCCUCUUCAUGAUUCAUCUCAAAAGGAACAAAUUGCUUCUAAGAGAAUGCAAGAGCUUAUGCGUCACUUUGCUUCAAUUUUCCGUCAGAUUACUCAGCACAAAUGGGCAUGGCCCUUUUUGGAACCUGUAGAUGUUGAAGGUCUGAAUUUACUUGAUUACUAUGAGGUUAUUGAGAAGCCUAUGGACUUUGGUACAAUUAAAACUAAAAUGGAGGCUAAGGAUGGUAAUGGAUAUAAGAAUGUCCGAGAGAUAUAUGCGGAUGUGAGGUUGGUUUUUAAGAAUGCAAUGAAAUACAAUGAUGAAAAAGAUGAUGUUCAUGUGAUGGCUAAAACUUUGUUGGAGAAAUUCGAAGAGAAAUGGUUGCAGCUUUUGCCUAAAGUUGCCGAAGAGGAAAAGAAACGAGAAGAAGAGGAAGCCAAGGCACUAUUGGAAAUGAGGAUUACUCGGGAGGUUAAGUAUGCGAACAUGGCUAAGGAUACAAGUACUAAGCUUUACGAGAUAGACAUCCAACUGAGGGAGCUGAAAGAAAGGGUAGUGCAGAAGUGCAGGAGAAUGUCCACUGAGGAGAAACGAAAACUCGGAUCUGCUCUUACGCGUUUGUCUCCCGAGGAUAUCAGCAAGGCACUGGAGAUAGUAGCUGAGAACAACCCAAGCUUCCAAGCAACUGCCCAAGAAGUAGAUCUUGACAUUGAUGCCCAGGUAUAUAAUAGGUCUUUGAAAUUAUGUUGCAGAGGCAUCAUUCAUCUUAAUAAAGUAUUACUAUUUCAUAACAGCUCUUCCAUUUCGUUCUAUUUGCAGAGUGAAUACACGUUAUGGAGGUUAAAAGUGUUUGUGAAGGAAGCACUCAAAGUUCAGGGAAAUAAUGCUAGUAACAACAAUGUCACGAAUAAUAAUAAGGACGACAACAAAAAGAAUAACUCGAAACGAAGAAGAGAGAUAUGUGAUGCGCUUGCAAAGUCUACUGUUAAAAGGACCAAAAAGCUUUCUAAUUUGUGAUAUAAAAUUUAUAACAACAGCUACACCCCCACAAAUAUUAUCAUUGUGUAUUGUUCAACCUGGUUGCUGUUGGAAUUGCACAUUUGUAACCUUGUUGAGUUACUAACCUUUUCUAAGAGAAAUGUAAGUAAUAGUAUGUGCAGGCAUUGAAAUUUUUCAUUCUCUUGUUAAUUUUGCACCUGAACUCAAUUCUCUUGUAAAUCCAACCCAAGUGCAUAGCUAAGUAUUUAACUAUCCAUUUUUACUAAUGUCAUUUGGAAUGGUAAUGUAAGGGUGUCUUAUCUCCUUCAGUUAGGUUCAUUUUCAAGACUAAA